AAAUUUGCAUUUUCAUCUUGCGCAAAAGGCAAACCAAACACACAAAAAAUGCUGACACCGAUGAGGCCAGCGGUGGGUUGAUUGGCUGACAACCACGACGACGUCGACGGACGAGAAGAAACAGCUAGACACGCUUCAGUGCAUCGAGUGGGAGGAAGUGGAAGUGGAAGUGGAGUUGGCAGUGGGGAGCCGGAGCAGCAUCACCUGGCUCCACUUGAGUUAAAAAAAAACUGCAGAAAAAGCGCACUACAAACAUCCCGCCACAAUGACAAAUGUUUGGAGCGGAGCCAGGCUUUAGGUGUAGAGCAGGUUUAAUCAAACAACAAAGGAAGAGCCGAGGAGGCCAGCGAGGAGAAGGAGGAAGGAGGACACCACAUAGCACCUGAAUUGGCCAGGAGAAAGUUUAAUCAUGGAGAAACCGAUGCACCAUGCACCCGCUCCCGUGGGUAAGGUGAGCCAGAUAGCCAACAUCUUCCAGCGCAAGCCCAUCGAGAUCCAGCCGGUGGAGCAGCUAAGCGCUGUGGCUGCCGCCCACGCCGCUGCCGCCGCCGCUGCCGCCGCCGCCGCUGCUGCUGCCCACCACGCCCACGUCCAAGGAGCUCCGGCGGUGCGAACGGAAUCCCACUCCGCCAGGUUCAAUAACGCCCGGGCUCUGUUCGAGAAAUUGGGCGUGGAGUCCAACUCGAAUGUGAGUUCUCGACUGUUGAGAAGUGGUUCGCGGGAGGACAACUUAUGUGACGGCUCGGAUCGCUCGUCAUCACGCUCCUCCGAUCGCUCGCAGUCGCCGCCCAAGCGGAGGACUCCGUUUCCCUCCGGGGUAUCACUCGUUCACAACAACAACAAUGCAGCCAUUGUGGCCCAGAAUGGAGUGCCACCAGAGCAACGCUUGAGCAACAGCAAAUUUAUUGUGGAACCAGCGGCGCAAGUGGUCCCCACCUCGGUGGUCAAGUACCCGCAGCACAAUAUAUCCCGAUUGAAGUCGGAGGAGCCAUCGCCUGUUCCACCACCGGCCAGCGGGUCAGUAAGUGCUCUGUUCGCCAGUUCCGGCGGUGACAAGCCGGAGAAACCGGAGCGAAAGUUCAAUUCACGGGAGCUGAUCGAGAAGCAGAAGAAGUGGACCUCCCAUUUUACCAAGACCAAAACAACUCGGACGCACAGCGAUCUAAACCGCUGCGAUAUCAUACGUACAGUACCCGGAACCGGGCUGAUCAUGGAUAGCGAAAAGGUGGCCAAACCGGCAAUGGAACCGCCACAACCUCCACCAAAUGCCAGUCCCAAUCCGCCAAUGCGAUCGCACGCUCCGCCAGAAAUCAAGCCAAGGAGCGGGAAGAUUGGCAGUCCGGUCAAGUCGCCACCAUUGCCGCCCAUUCCGGCGGUCAAGCCAAAGAACGUGAGUCCGGUGAAGUUCAAUCCGGACAGGGUGCGUCAGUCGCCGACUAAAGCUGCGGAUAAUUCUCCGCCUCCACCUCCGGCCAAAUCGGCAGCUGUGCUUCAGCGAUCCCUGAUGCAGGAGCAGCAGGAGCUGCUGAGGAACUCAUGCGAUCAGGGAGUAGCUCCCAUUCCGCCGGAGAAGCCGCGUAAAAAGUCCGUAGAUCUCAUCGAGGAUUCUCUGCCCUUGACCAAUUGCUCCACGCCCUCAUCCUGCGCCUCGCCCACCAGCUCGUACUUAAUGCAGCCGGCCAAGAGGGGAUCGCUGGACGGUGGAUCCGGAAACGGACAGUAUCCCGGCAAUGGACUCAGUGGCAGCACCAAUUCGGCCACCUCUGGCUCACCGGUGGCCAGUGCCUCCUCGGGACCUUCGUCCCCAGUUCACACUGAAGAUGAAAAGCAGGAGAACGAGUCUACGGAGAAGUCGGAGAUGGAGUACUACCACGGAGGCAACUACAACAGUGUUCCCAGGCGACGACGCAGCGAAAAUGAAGGUCGCAAAUCUGUGGACGAUUCUUCGCCAUCGGCCAACAACUCCCAACAGCAGCAGCAACAUUCCAUUCCGGGCUCCGCCACCGGAUCUCCACAGCGAGUGGCCAACAAGCGCAGCAGCAUCACGGUGAACAUGCCAGCCGCCGGUCUUGGCCAGCGUCCCCCGAGCAUUAUAUCGACGACCAGCCAGGAGGAGGGUGGCUUCAAUGAGUCCAUGCCCGAGCUGAAGGCCAAGCUGCAGCCCGCCUACGACCAGACGGAGGAGCAGCCGCACAGCCUGAACUACGUGGACGUGGGCUAUCGCCUGAAUCCUGACGGAAGCGAAAGUCGCGAGGUUUACGGAUCGGAGGCUGAACUAUACGACACGGCCAAGGAGACCGAUAUGCAGCGCAAGUUCCACGGAGCCAAUGGUUUCGGCCAGGAAUCGAGCACGGUCUACGCCAUUAUCAAGACGGAUGUGCAGGAGUCCCAGCCAGUGGCUCCCUCAAGAGGCGUUCUCAUCCAGUCGCCCAAUUCUUCCAGCGUGGAGGGAUCUCCCCUGCAUCGCGGGUCGUAUAGUUCCCCACCCGUGGGAGUGGUUUCACCUAUAAGGCGGCGCAACAGCAGCAAUCAGGAUCAGAGUAUGGGUGGUGGAGGCAGUGCCAAGUCCACGCCCCAAUGUUCUCCCGCCCGUUCGGCCUUGGUGAAGGGCAUUGCCCCCAUUGCUUCCAUCGAUGCGCACGAAGAGGAGGAACUAGAUCUCGUAGAGGAGGACGAGCACCUCGCCGUUGAGUAUGUGGAGGUGCUGGAACUCCAGCAGGACGAAGAGGAGGAAGAGGCUCCGGUCCUUCCCGAGCGACGAGCUCCGGCUCAAGGCUCCCUGGAGCUUCAAGACUUAGAGUAUGCCGAUACCAGCGCUGGCGAGGAUGAGGAGGACAUCAUAAACCAUCUAAAGGACGGCGAUGUAUUGGAUGUGGAACUAAUCGACGAUGUCGUGGAUGAAGUGAUCAAGGUUCAUGUGAAUCACAGUGUGGCCACUGCUCCUCCGAUUCAAGCUGCUACUCCAGCUGCGGCGAUUCCACGGGAGGAUAGCCUGCCGGAUGACAUGACCGCCGCCGAGGCCGAAAGAUUGUUGAGCUCUAGCAUUUUGGAAAACAAAAUCAGACAACAGUCGCUGCUGUCGGACGAACAGGCCAAGGAAGUCGAGCAAAUACUCAACGCCGCCCCCAGCGUGGGCGUGGCAGUUGCUACCGUUGUUGCCACAGCAACAUCGCCGACCAGCAUCAAGAAUCUCAUUGAGGAUUUGCCCGGGCAAUCGGCAGGCGCCACCAGCUCUGCCAUCGGGGAGCAGGACAUUCAAAUCGCAGCUGUCCCAGCGAUUGUCGAGGAGGACGAGGACGAAGAGGAGGAGUUCCCGGAGAACGACGAGGAGGACCACGCCAGGGCCGAUUUUGAUGCUAACUGCGGUGACUCUGACGGCGAUUCCGAUGACGUUGAAGCCGUGGACAUUGUGGGCUAUGGCCAUGCAUCCACAGCUCUGAAUGCCACCUUCGUCAAGGCCGACAGCACAGAGACAGAGACCACCACUCCUUCGACGGCCACCACAGCCACCACUCGCCACGACGACGACGAGCCCGAGUGGCUAAGGGAUGUCCUAGAGGCACCCAAGCGCAGCCUAGAGAACUUGCUAAUCACCUCCGCCACUUCGUCCAGAGGACCUGGUCAGCGUGAAGAGCUUGAAAACGGCUACGAUCUAAAAGAGAAACAUUCCGAUCUCAAUCAAACUUAUGUGACUGGUGGGGAAUCAUUGCACGAGUCGAUAGUUUCCGUGGAGUCCACGCAAUCGGAUGCCACACUCAAUCAGACUACGACCAUCGACGACAGUAUCAUCUCCAGCAAGCACAAUUCCACCUACUCCCUGGCAGAUGCCGAACAGGCCACCAGCUCUACGGUUUUGAGCACUGGGGUUACCGAACUCGACGACAGUCAGUACUACAUCCCAGAAUAUCCGCCAGUGAGGAGCAAGGAGGUUCUUGUAGAGGCCGGAGUCCACUACUUCGAAGAUGGCAACUUCUGGAUGGAAGUGCCUGGUCUCUUAGACUUUGACGACGACGACUGUUCUUAUCCGCCCAUCACUGUACGCAAGAAUCCCAAGGUUCGCUUUAGUUCCGGACCCAUCCACGUGUACUCGACUUUCUCCGUAAACGACUACGAUCGCCGGAAUGAAGAUGUUGAUCCGGUGGCCGCUUCGGCGGAAUACGAGCUCGAAAAGCGUGUGGAGAAGAUGCACGUCUUCCCCGUGGAAUUGAUGAAGGGUCCUGAGGGUCUGGGUCUCAGUAUAAUUGGCAUGGGCGUUGGCGCCGAUGCAGGCUUAGAGAAACUAGGAAUCUUUGUGAAAACCAUUACCGAUAACGGUGCAGCAGCCAGAGACGGUCGCAUUCAGGUCAACGAUCAGAUAAUUGAGGUGGACGGCAAGAGUCUCGUGGGCGUUACACAGGCAUAUGCAGCAUCAGUUCUGCGUAAUACUUCCGGUCUAGUCAAAUUCCAAAUCGGACGCGAGCGCGAUCCUGAAAACUCUGAGGUAGCCCAGCUCAUACGACUGAGUUUGCAGGCUGAUCGCGAAAAAGAGGAGCGCUUGAAGCGUUAUUUCAGUCAACAAGAGGAGUACCUGCGCCGCACUCUCGACUAUUCCGAGGACUCCACUCAGCCGGUUUCGGCCAACUCGAGUGUCUGCGAGGGACCCUCGAGUCCCGUCCAAGUGGAACAUCCGAUGGAGGUGGAGGCUACCCACUCGCAGGAGGUAGAGUCGCUCAAGCGGCUUCUACAGGAGAGCGAAAUGGGUUGCCUUGUUAAAGAGGAGAUUAUUCAAAAUCUUAAACGAAAGCUGGUCAAGCUCGAGACGACGGGAAAUGAGAACGAACUGCUGAGCGAGCGACUGCGGCAAAGCGAGCGGGAGCUGGGCAACAUCCGGAAGGAGGCGGCCAAUCUGCAGAACAUGCUCCAGCAGUCGCAGGGUCAGUACAUGGCGCUGGACAAGAAGUACAAUAAGGCCAAGCGGCUGGUCAGGGAGUACCAGCAGCGGGAGCUGGACAUGUGCCAUCGCGAGGAGUUCUACCAGCAGCUGCUCCAGGAGAAGGACACCGAGUACAAUGCGCUGGUGAAGAAGCUGAAGGAUCGUGUGAUUAAUCUGGAGCACGAGCUGCAGGAGACGCAGCGCAAGGCCGGUUUCCCAGUGGGCCUGCCCUACGAUAGUGCCACUCUGAAGCUGACGCCCCAGAUGAUGCGUAAGACUCCGCCAAAGCCCCUCUUCCACAAGCUCGAGACGGAGCUGUCGGAUACGGAAAUAUCCGAUCUCUCACCCGACGGCGAUGGCGUUAAGACAGCCACUGUGGAGCGCAAGGUUCCGGUCAAGGACGAACUGGAUGCGGCAGUGCCGCAGCACGAGCUGCUGGAUAACUCGGUUAACAAGACCAAAAUCGAUCUGGCCUCCCGUGGUGGUUUAGCCAACCGCCAGUUGCCCUCAGCAAAUGGAAACAGUAGCACAUCGAAUGGAGCCGCUGUCGAUCUUGGCCAGCUUUCGAAUGGGAAUCUGCUCAAGCGCAGCCGGAGCAACAGUCGCAGCUCGGACUGCACGCUGGAUGACACGGAUGAGGAGGAGGAGCGAGAGGGAUCGGCAUUGAACCUGGCAGGGGCUCCUGUCGCCCAUGAAACCAUCAGCCUCUCCAAUGGCAACUCGCACCUGCUGGCCAACGUGAAUAAUCUGCUGCAGCACCAUCCGCCAGCAAUGGCCACUGUGGUCGCCACUCCCUCGAAUGGCCACCUGGGCACCACCACGCCCAUUCUGUUGAACUCCACCUCCUCCGCCUCGUCUAGUUCGUCCAACCAGUCGACGGCACGUGAGGCACAGAUCAACCAGCUGUAUGCCCAGGUGCACAAGGAUCCCAGCAAGCAGCAACAUCAGCAGCAACAACAGCAGCAGGCUCAGGCCGUGACCACCAGUAUUCCAAGCAUUUUCAAGAACGCUUUGGGUUCUCCGGCGGACAACGGGCUCAACGACUUUCAUCGCGGCAGCAUGACCACCUUUGGAACGGGUCCAGCCACCAGCAGCAAUCGUGAUCUCAACAGCUCGUACGACUCCAUCCUGGGCUCCAACGAUAAGCUAGCGGAUAACGAUCCUGCAGAGAGUUGGAUGUAUCCCAGCAGGAGACGAGUGGCACCAAAUGGCAGCAAAGUCCCACUACCAGGAUCCAGUUUUACUGAUCAACUCAACCAGGCGCUGUCCGAUCGAGAGAGGCGACUCGGCGAUGGAUCCUCGCGACAUUCCAGCGACGAUUACACGGAGAUUAACAAGAGCCAGAGCGCCGCGGCCAUCAACUGCAAGACGCUGAUCAACGAGAUCCGCCAGGCGGUGAACGAAGCACAGCCCAAAGUUAAACAAGUCGUUCCACAAUCACUCUCCCCGCCCGGCACAGUGCCCUGGCAGCAGCAGCACCACCAGCAAAUCCAGCAGCAGCCGUCCGCCCACACCACCGGUCCUCCGUCGCCCACCAGCAUGUCCUCGGGCUGCUCCUCGCCCGGAUACUCCCCCAGCCGGACCCUGGACCUGUCCGGUUCCAGCUCUAGUUUCUCCGAUCGCAAGGCGAUGGCAGCUGGGUACACCUACAAGGGUGGCCCCGUUCACGAAUGGACCAAGGAUCAGGUGGGACACUGGCUGAUGGGCAUCGAGCUGGAGCGUUACAUCCCCGUCUUCAAGGAGAACAACGUGGAGGGCGGAGCUCUUCUUACCCUAGACUCAAAGGACUUCAAAACCUUGGGUGUCUGUGGCGACGACAAGCAUCGGCUGAAGAAGCGUCUUAAGGACCUGAAGGCCAACAUCGAGAAGGAGCGCAAGGACAUGGAGAGGGAGCGAAGGGAGCGCGAGAAGGCCAUACGCAAGGCCGAGAAGAAGGCGGCCAAAAAGAAGUAGUUGAAUUCUAGUUGAUAAGCAUCAAAGUAGCCAAAAACCAAAAGCAUACGCAGUAUAUAUUGUAGUCUAUAUACAUACAUGCAUACACAACACACACAAGGAAAACAAGCGCGUAUAUAUAAACAUAUAUCUAUUCGGUUAUAUAUUUAUAUGCAUGUAAUGAUAAUAUAAUUUAUUUGUACAACAUAAAUCUAUUAUACAUACGUACUACAUUUUAACCUAUCGAACCUAAUGGCAACUAGACGUAAUUAUUCUAAAGGAAAGAAAAGCAAGAAAAGCAGCAAGUAGCAGAUCAGGGUCAGGAGUGGUAGUGUAGCAGUAGAUCUCGGUUAGAAAUGACCCCGAAUCCCACACUCAAACCGGGCCCAACAUCCAACCGAUGGCACUCAGACUUCCCCGACUAAAAAUCGAACUCACAACCAAAAGAAGAAGCUAAGUAACUAACGAGAAGGCGUUGGACUGACUGAUUUUAUGAUUAAUUUAAAAAGAAAAACAAACAAAAGGAAUUCUUUUUUAAAGCCAACCAAAACCAAAAUGAACCAUUUGAAUUGAAGUUGCAAACAAAAGCAUAGAACACUUAAGGAAUUCGCUGAACAGACUUGAACGGUGUAAGAGCUGCUUCAAAUAAAAUACGGAAUAUAAGGUUAAUAUUGUAAUAACGUUUAAGUUAAUGCAAGGCAGCACCCACGGGAGUGUCUCGUUUUUCUAAUUAUUAAUCUGUGUAAUUUAAUGACUAGCGCAUAUUCAAUAAUAUUCAAUUCUAGAUAUACAUAUACAUAUGUGUGUGUGCAACAGUUAGUUGUCAAGACAUUUACGAAACGUACUGUACUAUCCCCUAAAAAUUAAUGCUAAAGUAUUGUACUGUAUGCUAUGCCUGAAAGUCAUUUAAGUACUUAAGUAGAGAAGCUAGUGGAAGUGUGUGUUUUCUGUUACCAAUCGGCUGCCAGAAAACUAACUAACUAACUGAGAUGCAGUCGGUUACUUUUUCGAGCAGCUUCAGCAGCCAAAUCAAUGCAAAAUGUCCACCCAAAUUUGUUAAGCAGCCAAAAAGAAAAAGGAAGCAAGUUUCAAGAGCGAUUUCUAUUCGUUAGCAAGUAUGUCUGUGUGAAUGGGCGUGAUUGUAGCUUUAAUUUCAAUUUACUUUUUGUAUAAAUAUUUAUGAAACCUUUAGUAUUCGUAUUUCAUAUUCUUAAUUGUUUGUAUUUACUUCGUGUACUUGUGUUGUGUACGUAGUUUUAUUUACCUUAUAAUUUCGAAAUGUUGCAAUAAAACCGCAUACAUAUGCCGCGGUGUAUGUAUAACAAAUCAA
Drosophila sechellia is the source of this 8174-nucleotide messenger RNA. It is a transcript of the gene Spn, whose product is annotated as protein phosphatase 1 regulatory subunit spinophilin. The record is from RefSeq and is a predicted model, not a curated record. Gene Ontology annotation, biological process: calcium-mediated signaling; actin filament organization; neuron projection development. Gene Ontology annotation, molecular function: actin filament binding. Gene Ontology annotation, cellular component: postsynaptic density; cytoplasm; actin cytoskeleton. The transcript is spliced from 15 exons. The coding region runs from base 410 to 6865 and encodes 2151 amino acids. Lineage: Eukaryota; Metazoa; Arthropoda; Insecta; Diptera; Drosophilidae.